CGGGCGGCCCCGCGGCCCCGCUCGGCAGCGCUCUCUCCCCGCCUCGGCCCGGUCCCGGCCUGCGGGGCCCGGCGCAGCUCUGCGGGGCCAUGGCGGAGUGGGCUCCCGCACAGGUGCAGGAGUGGAACGUGGAACCCCCCCACCUGAUGCCUCUGCAGCCACCGCUGCUCCCGGAGCGGGCGCACGUGAGGGAGGCACAGCUGCACUCAGCCGAGGCGUCGCUGUGGACGGUGGUGGCCACAGUGCAGGCGAUGGAGAGGAAGAUCGACCUGCUGGCCACCCGGCUGCUCAGCCUGGAGGGCCGCUCGGGAACGGCCGAGAAGAAACUCCUGGACUGUGAGAAAACCGCCAUGGAGUUUGGCAACCAGCUGGAGAGCAAAUGGGCCGUGCUGGGCACCCUCAUCCAGGAGUACGGGCUGCUGCAGCGGCGGCUGGAGCACGUGGAGAACCUGCUGAAGAACAGGAACUUCUGGGUGCUGCGCCUGCCCCCCGGCCCCCGCGGGGAGGUGCCCAAGGUGCCGGUGACGUUUGUUGACAUCGCCGUCUACUUCUCGGCGGAGGAGUGGAAGAAUUUGGAGGAGUGGCAGAAGGAGCUGUACAACAACCUGGUGAAGGAGAACUACGAGUCGCUCAUCUCCCUGGAUGCAGCACUGUCCAGGAGUGACACACAGCCCCGGCUGGAGCGUGGGGACGUGCCCUGCGUCCCCGAUCAGCAGGACCUGGAGCAGCGCGAGAUGCCGGCAGAUGCCUGUGCGGAGCCGCUGAUCUCCACCUCCGACAUCCUGUCCCGGAUCAAGCAAGAGGUGGCAUUUGUUGGGGAGCAGCAGUUUGGGGAGGAGCGGGGGAUGCCCACCGACCCCUGUGCAGGUGAAGUCUCCAUUGCCCACAGCAUCUGCCGUCCCUCAGCACGGUCCCUUCCCCACAGCCCCAUGUCCCCAUCCCUGUCCUUCCCCACAGGUGCAGACGCCCUGAUCACAGCUCACGACUUCUUGUCGUGGAUCAAGCAGGAGGAGGAACCGUGCGUCAGGGAACCCUGGGAGCUGCCAGAGAGGGAAAUCCUGCCUGGUCCCGUCCCUGGUCCUGGCCCUGCCGGUGAGGCGCUGCUGGUGAAGAUGGAGGAGCAGCGCUGUCCCCGCGCCGAGCCCCCCGAGGAAGUGCUGCCGGGCGCCUCGGGCGAGCUGCUCUUCCCAGCCCCGAGCUUUGGGACCCCGGAGGGACAGGCCGUGCCGGCGGCGGCCGGGGGCAACGCGGCAGCGCAGCACAGACUGAGCAAAGAGCUGAGCGCCGAACCGGGGCCGGCGGCCGAGCCGGUGGGGGUCCCGGUGCCGGUGCCGGUGUCGGAGGAGCGUCCGCACGGCUGCGCCGAGUGCGGGAAGAGCUUCAGCGGGAAGAAAAGCCUCCGCAUCCACCAGCGCAGCCACGCGGCCGAGCGGCCGUACCCGUGCGCCGAGUGCGGCAAGAGCUUCAACUGCCACUCGGGGCUGGUGCGGCACCAGAUGAUCCACCGCGGCGAGCGGCCCUACAAGUGCACCGAGUGCGGGAAGUGCUACAGCCGCAAGGAGCACCUGCAGAACCACCAGCGGCUGCACACCGGGGAGCGGCCCUUCGUCUGCGCCGCCUGCGGGAAGAGCUUCAUCCGCAAGCAGAACCUGCUCAAGCAUCAGCGCAUCCACACGGGCGAGCGGCCCUACCAGUGCCCUGCCUGCGGCCGCAGCUUCCGCUACAAGGAGUCCCUCAAGGACCACCAGCGCGUGCACGGGGCCGAAGCCGGACCCCCGCCGCCGCCGCAGCCCCCCGGGUUGCCCCCCGGAGAUUAGGGAGGGGCGGCCCGUGGCUGCGGACUGAGGGCCCCCCCCGCCCCCGGCACCGGCGGCUCGCGUCGGCCACGGAGCUUCGUACCAAACGCGGGCGGCCGGCCCCGCCGAGGCCAGCCGCUCGCAGCCCCGCGCUCACCCCAACCCCGACAAUCCGGGGAACGACGGGCGGAGCUGCCGCCGCCGGCCGCGUCCCCGUCCCCGCCUGCCGCUCUGCCCUCCCUCUUUCCCCCCCCCCCGCUUAUUUUUACUCCCCGUGCCGUCCCGCUCUGUACAGUGCUUGGGGUGUCGUUUUGUAUGGACGGUGCAACGCAGAAUAAAGUCGUGCUGGGCUGCCGCGCCUUCGCCCUGGCCCCGUGGGGUCCCCGCUCAAAGCCACCCCAGGACAGUGGCGGUGUCCCCCGAGCCGGAGCAGGGGUUGGAAGCAGAGCAGCCCCGCAGGGACACGCGGCGUUUCUCAUUUUCCUUUCCCUCGCUGAACUCUUGGCCCUGAGAAUUGGGCUGCGCGCAGAGCCCACCCCUCCCCGCAUCCCCCCCGCAUUUCCAAACCGGCACCAGGAAUAAAACCCGGUGCCCGUCUCACUCCUUUGGCUGCUUGUUGUCUCCCAGAAGGGACCCGCGCCGCCCAGCAAGGACUGCAGCGCCAUCACCCACACGCGGUGACACGUUCAGCCUCGCGGGGACAGCACGCCGCGCUGUCACCCCAGCAUGGGCCGUGCUUGGACCGUGGGGGAUGGGGGACACUGAGUCAACACAUGCAGUGAUGGCUUCUUUUUUUUUUUUUUUUUUGCCUCUUUUUGCCUUUUUUUUUUUUUUUUUUUUUGAAACAGAAGUUUAUGGUUAUAUGCAAAUUAGGUCAUUAAAUGAUUUGCAUAAAAUGUUCGCCCA
Molecule: messenger RNA, 2702 nt
Organism: Tympanuchus pallidicinctus (lesser prairie-chicken)
Lineage: Eukaryota; Metazoa; Chordata; Aves; Galliformes; Phasianidae
Gene: ZNF282
Product: zinc finger protein 282
Exons: 6
Coding region: 90-1817 (575 amino acids)
Biological process (GO): regulation of DNA-templated transcription
Source: RefSeq, a predicted model, not a curated record